This is a messenger RNA of Drosophila busckii, 2183 nucleotides long. It is a transcript of the gene slbo, whose product is annotated as CCAAT/enhancer-binding protein. Lineage: Eukaryota; Metazoa; Arthropoda; Insecta; Diptera; Drosophilidae. Gene Ontology annotation, molecular function: RNA polymerase II cis-regulatory region sequence-specific DNA binding; DNA-binding transcription factor activity, RNA polymerase II-specific. Bases 665 to 1996 code for a protein of 443 amino acids. Gene Ontology annotation, biological process: regulation of transcription by RNA polymerase II; DNA-templated transcription. The transcript has a single exon. The record is from RefSeq and is a predicted model, not a curated record.
UUACAAUUUACCAAUUGUAAGCGACGGACGCGCACAGCUCUCUCGGCCGAGCAGCGAACACAACACACAGCACACAAAGCAAAGCAAAAGCGCAUAUAACGGUUCUUCAGGAGCGACGACUGACUGAGUGGCCUGCCUUCUAAUACACAAUGCGCGCAGCAGCAGCAGCAGCAGAGACGCCGACGUCGACGCUGACGACUUGUAAAUAAGUAAAAGAAAUACUCGCAUAUAAAAUCUGUUGCAUCAUUGCUGAAACACUUCAGUCGUUGAAUCGCGUGCGUGCAGGCAACACUUUUGGUCCGCGACAACAACAACACUAAUAAUAAUACUAAAAAAAUAAAAUAACAACGCAAAUUUAUAAGAAGCAGUGCGCGCAGCUGCAGUGACAAUGUGAAUUAAAAACAAAACAAAACAAGAACAAGUGUAACAAAAAUUAAAUAUGUUUAAUAUUGUGGCAAGCAGUGCAUUAAAUUAAAUAAACAAAAACUGGCUGCAAACAUUUCCAAAGAAAAAGUUACCUCAGACAAAAAAAAAUGCUUUAGUGGCUGUUAACAAAAAAUAAGAAAUUCUCUAAGUUAAAACAAAAAAGUGCAAAACUUUCAAAUUGGCGUUGGUCGAAGCAAAUAAAAGCAUCAAAAUUUUACCCUCAUUCGCGCAACUCAAAAUGCUGAACUUGGAAUCGCCACAAAUGUACGCGGAUGCGGUGCAGACGCUGGCCCAGCUCGAUCUCAAGAAGCAGCCGCCGCCGCAGUUGCCGCAACAGGCGACCAUAGGCCAAAUAACGCUAACAGCAAUGUCCAGUGCACAGCAGCAGCAGCAGCAACAACAACAGCAGCAACAACAGCAGCAACAGCAACAGCAGCAGCAGCAACAGUUGACAACAGAUGCAAAUAACAAUGCAACAAUGCAGGAUGCAGCGCUGCUGGUGAAGCAGCAUGCAGUGCAACAAAUGCAGCUAAACAACAGCAGCAACAAUUUGCUGCAGAAACAAAUGCUGCAACAAUAUAGCGCACAAACCGAACUGGACGAUCUGACAACGCAGGAGAUAACGCUCGAUCUGCAGCAUUUGAUAGACGAUCAGUUUAGAGAUACUGAAAGUUUGGGCAUAUUCAGCGAUAUGGUUACCAGUCCGGGUGGACUGGCAGCAACAUUGCCGCCCAGCGGCAUGGUAAGUGCAGCAGCCAAAGUGUUGCAGCAGCAGCAGCAAUCACUAGCCAAUGCACGCCAGCAACAGCAUCAAUAUGGACGCUCCGCUUUGGCUUACAUGCCACAGGCUGUGCACUCCAAUGCAACAUACAACAAUCACUCGAGUGAUGAGAACAGCAGCGUUGGCAGCGACAGCAGCAGCACCAUUAAGGAGGAGCCCAUUGAUCCGGAGUAUAGACGACAUUUGCAGGAAUCGGUUAGCAGUCAAGCAGCAGCAGCUUUUAUUAACAACAACAAUGGCUUGUAUAAUAAUUAUCAAAGCAAUGGCAACAGCAAUAACAACAACAACAGCAAUAACAACAACAACAGCAGCAGCAGCAAUUCAAGCGGCAGCAGCGGCGGCGGCACACAGUUUACCAAUUUGACUACAGCAAAUGUUUUGGCGCAUCAUCAACUGCCACAUUUGGCUGCCAAUGCGCAACAGUUGCUCAAGCAUCACAGCAAACUGCAGCAGUCGCAGCAGCAGCAGCAGCAACAUGCACAGCACCAACAUCGCAAGCACAGCAACAAGCAUGUGGACAAGGGCACGGAGGAGUAUCGACGACGACGCGAGCGCAACAACAUUGCAGUGCGCAAGAGUCGCGAGAAGGCCAAAGUGCGUUCCAAGGAGGUGGAGGAGCGCGUCAAGUCGCUGCUCAAGGAGAAGGACGCGCUCAUUCGACAGCUCAGCGAAAUGACCAACGAACUGUCGCUGCAUAAGCAAAUCUAUAUGCAGCUCAUGAAUCACGCCAAUCCCGAAGUCAGUCGCGCCUGUCGCAGCUUCCUCAACACAAAUGAGCAUGCGCUGUAGCCCUGAGCAACUGCGUCCUGCAUCCUGCGUCUGAAUGAGAGUGUGUCUGUUUGUUUUUUAUUGUCUGAAUGCGUCAAACUGAGUUCAACUCAAUUAUAAUUUCCUUAGCUCUAAGUUUCUCUCUGCUCCUUUCUCUUGUGCUAACUUUUCGACUUCUACUUUGUACAUUUGUUUCUUUAUAUUUCGG